GUGUAUACGCUUAUUGCUUGUGUCAUUGCAUUUGAACGCCAGAACGCCAGUGACGAUUCUCCUCCUCGACACCCCAUCUCUUGCUUCCAUUCAAAAACAGAGAUUUUAAAGAAAUCCUCCUUUCCUACCUUCAAGAAAUCCCAUCCUCUCCUUAUGCAAUUGGAACUCUGGUGUUGAUUGGAUAAGUAAUUUCCAUCCUUGGAUUCUCCUUUUAUUUCUUCCUUUCGGUUUUGAUUUUCAAGACUUGUAGUGAAGAGAAGAUUUGGAAACAGGUUGCUGGGUGUUGAUUUGUUCUUCAAAUCCGUUUGUUGCAUUUAUUUGAGGAUGGGUGAUCAUUUCGUGUUGUUGGUGGACCGGUUGAUCACUGAAUCUACAAUAGAUGCUGCAAUUGAGAGCAGAAAUCAGUCUCAAAUCGGGCAAACUUCAGCCUUGGUAGUUGAAGCCAAGGCCGAAUUUUCUUCACCAAAGCAGCAUUUUGGCAACGGGUCUUCACCGCAGAAAUUGGCGGAGUGUCGAAUUUGCCAAGACGAGGAUGAUGAUUCCAACAUGGAGACACCUUGUUCUUGCUGUGGCAGCUUGAAGUAUGCCCACCGAAAAUGUGUGCAGCGGUGGUGUAAUGAGAAGGGCGAUACCAUGUGUGAGAUAUGCCACCAGCAAUUCAAGCCAGGUUAUACUGCACCGCCUCGAUUAUUUCAAUAUGGGAGUAUUCCUUUGAAUUUCAGGAGAAACUGGGAGAUUUCCCGAAGAGACCUUCACAAUCCUCAGUUUAUAGCAGUGGUUGCGACAGACCGUGAUUUCAUGGAUGCCAAUUACGAUGAGUAUUCAUCUCAGACUGCAAGAAGUAUGAUCUGCUGCCGUUCUGUUGCUGUGAUUUUCUUGAUUCUUUUGGUCCUACGACACGUGCUUCCAAUCACGGUCAGCGGAGCCAAAGAGUAUUCAUUCACCAUAUUCAUUCUGCUGUUGUUGAGGACCGUUGGAAUUCUUGUUCCACUUUAUAUAAUGACAAGAGCACUGACUGCAAUUCAUCGCAGGCGCCAGCAACAGGAAUCCGAUGAAUCUUCCCUCACCACAGCUGAAGAAAAUGGACGGCCACAACGGCAGCUACAGCCUCAGCCACAUCUCAUACACGUGCAUUAAGCAGCUCCUGCUAUUAAGAAACACAAACCACAACUGUGUGACCCGCCACCCGCCCACCUGGGCAGAGGUGAGAAGUUCCAUCCAGGCCAUUAUCCUAUAUCCCAACUAACAGAAGUUGGAUGGAUUGAAUUGAAUAGGACUCCCAAGGCAUCAUUUGAAUUCAAGGCGCCAUCAUAUACAGCGAAGGGCCCUUGAUGGGUGGUUAUUAUGUUGUACAUGAUU
Magnolia sinica is the source of this 1359-nucleotide messenger RNA. RefSeq lists its product as uncharacterized. The record is from RefSeq and is a predicted model, not a curated record. Gene Ontology annotation, molecular function: zinc ion binding; ubiquitin-protein transferase activity. Gene Ontology annotation, cellular component: membrane. The transcript has 9 exons. Gene Ontology annotation, biological process: protein ubiquitination. Bases 325 to 1137 code for a protein of 270 amino acids. NCBI's taxonomy places the organism in Eukaryota, Viridiplantae, Streptophyta, Magnoliopsida, Magnoliales, Magnoliaceae.